This is a messenger RNA of Rhinocladiella mackenziei CBS 650.93, 777 nucleotides long. RefSeq lists its product as uncharacterized. The record is from RefSeq and is a predicted model, not a curated record. Gene Ontology annotation, molecular function: oxidoreductase activity. The transcript is spliced from 2 exons. The coding region runs from base 1 to 777 and encodes 258 amino acids. Lineage: Eukaryota; Fungi; Ascomycota; Eurotiomycetes; Chaetothyriales; Herpotrichiellaceae.
AUGGGUCGUCUCCAAGGCAAUGUAGCCCUCAUUACCGGUGCUGGCUCUGGAUUCGGCGAAUGCAUGGCGAAGUUUUUCUCGAAAGAAGGCGCCCAUAUCAUCGUCGCCGACAUUGCGACAGACAAUGGUAUGCGUGUGGCUAAAGAAAUCAUGGCUACCAAGUCGGAAGGCUAUGGACAUGCAUUAUUUCUACAGUUCGAUUGCACCAAACGCCAGGCAUGGGAAGAAGGCUUAAAGCUGGCCCGAGAAAAAUUCGGCAAACUCGACAUCGUGGUAAAUAACGCUGGGACCACGUAUACGAAGAAGCCCAGCGUUGAAGUUACUGAGGAUGAAUUUGACAAGAUCAUCGCUGUCAAUACGAAGAGCAUCUAUCACUCGGUGGUAGUGGUGAUGCCGUACUUUGCGAAGCGCAAAUCCGGGGUUAUGAUCAACACGUCGUCGGUGGCCGGGUAUAAAGUUCGCCCGGGCCAGGUCUUCUACGGAGGCACCAAAGGGUUUGUGAAUACGGUUACACAAGGCCUCGCAGCAGAAUGGGGCCAAUACAAUAUACGAGUGAACUCGAUUUGUCCAUUACGAAGCCCGACGGGCCUGGUGGAGAAAUUCUCGGGUGUUCCAGAUACUCCAGAGGAGCGGGCUCGUUUUGCACAGACAGUUCCAUUGCGGCGGAUGGGAGACGUCGAAAGUGUUGCACAUGCUGCGGUCUACCUGGCCAGCGACGAAUCAAGUUUUGUGACAGGCGUCAAUUUCCCGGUGGAUGGUGGAAGAUUGGCCGUAUAA